Messenger RNA from Salvelinus namaycush (lake trout), 2465 nucleotides. Its product is annotated as DNA-binding protein SATB1-like. The record is from RefSeq and is a predicted model, not a curated record. The coding region runs from base 9 to 2411 and encodes 800 amino acids. The transcript has 10 exons. Gene Ontology annotation, biological process: regulation of transcription by RNA polymerase II; chromatin remodeling. Gene Ontology annotation, molecular function: RNA polymerase II cis-regulatory region sequence-specific DNA binding; DNA-binding transcription factor activity, RNA polymerase II-specific. Lineage: Eukaryota; Metazoa; Chordata; Actinopteri; Salmoniformes; Salmonidae.
UGCUGAGAAUGAUGGACCAUCUCAGCGAGGCGUGCCUGGGGAAGGAGAACUGUGACCUGGUCAACAGCAUGGGUGACCGCGACUCCAAGGCCCCCCCAGCCAAGCUGGCCCGGCUGGAACAGAACGGCAGCCCCCUGGGCAGGGCCCGCCUGGGCAGCACGGGGGCCAAGCUGGCCGGGGUACCCUACAAACCCUCGGGACACCUCCUCAAGAACUGCCACAAGAGGGGCAACAUGCUCCCUGUGUUCUGCGUGGUGGAGCAUUACGAGAGCCCCAUCGAGUUUGACAGCAAGGAGGAGCACGCCGAGUUUGUGCUCGUCAGGAAAGACAUGCUGUUCAACCAGCUCAUCGAGAUGGCCCUUCUGUCACUGGGCUACUCGCACAGCUCGGCGGCACAAGCGAAAGGUCUCAUUCAGGUGGGCAAGUGGAACCCGGUCCCACUGUCCUACGUGACGGACGCGCCGGACGCCACCGUGGCAGACAUGCUGCAGGACGUGUACCAUGUGGUCACGCUGAAAAUUCAGCUGCACAGUUGUCCUAAACUGGAGGACCUGCCGCCAGAGCAGUGGACCCACUCUACAGUAAGAAAUGCCCUCAAGGAGUUACUCAAAGACAUGAACCAGAGCUCUCUGGCAAAAGAAUGUCCCUUAUCACAGAGUAUGAUCUCCUCCAUUGUGAACAGCACUUACUAUGCAAAUGUGUCGGCGGCGAAGUGUCAGGAAUUUGGGCGCUGGUAUAAACAUUUCAAGAAGACAAAAGAUAUGAUGGCAGACAUGGACGGCCUGUCCGAUCACUCCCCUCCGGGCCCCAACCACAACCACAACCAUCUGACCUUCUCCCAACAGCCCAUCCCGGGCAACACGGCCGAGCAGCCCCCCUCCUCCCCCGUGCCACCCCUGCCCCCUCCGUCCCACGGUGGGGGCCAGACCCCCGGCCGCCCAGCUCAACUCCCCCCCGGCCUGCACCACCCGGGCCUGGUGUCCACCCCCAUUAGCCCCCAGCUGGUGAACCAGCAGCUGGUCAUGGCCCAGAUUCUCAACCAGCAGUAUGCCGUCAACCGGCUCCUGGCACAGCAGUCGCUGUCGCAGCAGUACCUCAACCACCCGCCGGUCAACCGAAAUGCCCUGACCAAGCCCCUGGAGCCCCAGGUAGCCAGCAACACCGAGGUGUCCAUGGAGAUAUACCAAUGGGUGAGGGACGAGCUGAAGAGGGCCGGCAUCUCCCAAGCCGUGUUCGCCCGCGUGGCUUUCAACAGGACCCAGGGCCUGUUGUCUGAGAUCCUGCGUAAAGAGGAGGAUCCUAAGACGGCCAGCCAGUCUCUGCUGGUCAACCUGCGGGCCAUGCAGAACUUCCUGCAGCUGCCCGAGGCCGAGCGAGACCGUAUCUACCAGGACGAGAGGGAAAGGAGCCUGACGGCUGCCUCGGCCAUGGGGCCUGCGCCACUCAUCAGCACCCCGCCCACCCGGCCAGUGCAGGUGAAGGCCUCGCCGCUCCCCAGCGAGUGGAACGGCAAGACAGAGAGCUGCAUCCUCAACAUCAACUCAUCCAUCUAUGACGAGAUCCAGCAGGAGAUGAAGAGGGCCAAGGUGUCCCAGGCUCUGUUUGCCAAGGUGGCCGCCUCCAAGAGUCAGGGCUGGCUGUGUGAGCUUCUGCGCUGGAAGGAGGACCCCAGCCCAGAGAACCGUACGCUGUGGGAGAACCUGUCCAUGAUCCGCCGCUUCCUGAGCUUGGCCCAGGCGGAGCGUGACGCCAUCUACGAACAGGAGAGCACGGCCGGCCAGCAGCAGCACCACGCCGACCGGCCCCCGCACAUGAUGCACAUGUCCACUGACCCCAUGCAGCAGCAGCACCAGCCCCCCAUGUCCCUCCAGCACCCCUCCCAGCCUCCAUUGUCCCAGCAGCCCAUGCAACAGCAGCAGCAGCAGCAACCACCCAUGGGCCCCCGGCUUCCCCCUCGCCAGCCCUCCACCGCCUCCCCGGCAGAGACAGAGGACCAGGCCCGCGGCGGUGGGGGCACCAAGGCUCGCUCCGGCGGGGGCAAGAUCUCCCAAGAGGCCCUAGGCAUUCUGCAAAGCUUCAUCCAGGACGUGGGGAUGUACCCAGACGAGGAGGCCAUCCACACCCUGUCGGCCCAGCUGGACCUGCCCAAGCUCACCAUCAUCAAGUUCUUCCAGAACCAGCGCUUCUAUGUCAACCACCCGGCCAAGCCGCCCAAGGAACACAGCAACAGCAGUAGCAGCAGCCCGGCCUUCGAGGAGGAGCUGUCGGACUUCAGGGAGGGUAGUGCCGAGCUGCUGAAGGAGCUGGAAGAGAGCACACAGACCAACAGCACCAUCUUCUCCAUCAAGAUCGAGGAGCACCUGGCCCGCGCCGAGGCCCUUUCAGAAUCUGACCACGAGACCAAGGAGUAGAGAGAGCAGCCCCCAGUCUGAACACUGUGCUGAAAGAGUAGUGCUGCUGUACAC